AGAGAGAGAGAGAGAGAGAGAGAAUGGGCCAUAAAUGCCUGAGUCUGGCUCAAAGGACACUCUGAGUCUGUGUUAACAACUGAAGUGUGUGUGUCAGAGUUCGUUAGAGAUGCGGGUCUUUCUGUGUGUGUGUUUCAUCGCCACAUUCGUCUGUAGAGCAGAUGGACAAGUGGACACAAACAUCUGUGACAAGAAAGGAGACUUUGAGCCUUGCUCAGGAGACUGGAACUGUAAUUUAUAUGUCAGCAAGUGCUUCUGCAAGUCAGAAAAACCUUACUGCAGAUGUAAUAAUUAUAUUGAUGAGUUUUAUCUCGGGACGAGCUGCUCUCAGAAAUGGACGACGUUGUCCUUUGCCCUCGUAGCGACACUUCCUGGAGUUGCACUGGCGGUUGUGGUCGGACUCGCUGUUCACCUCGCACACACGUUCGGGAAAUCCAGCAAGAGCAACGGAGCAGGGAAUGCACUCACUCACAUUCCGGAAGAGGACUUGUUCCCUGGAGUGGUUUUUGCAUCUGACUUGAAAUCUCCUCCGAGCGCUCAGCCGCUUCCUCCUUCCAAACCCACACCAGUGCAGGUUCCCAUGGUGUCCUCUUGGCCAUACAGUGCACCUGAUAACACACGCCCUGCUUUUGACAGACCACCACGGGGGGCCCCGUACAGUCUGCCCCCCUCACCACAGACUCUGGGUGUGCCUGACAGGCCGGGACAGCAGCCCUACAGCUACACAGGGGGCGGGGCUCAGGUGCUCAGUAACCCGUACGCCAGAGCGAGGAACCCGUACGAGGAGCACAAUGUGUCUGCAGAACCGUACAACCAGCCGGUGUCUCCCCGAGCUUACGAGGAGCAGAGGAUGUCUCCGCCCCCUCCUCCGUCCUACAAUGCUCCUGAAAAUCGCAGUGUGUUUCCUCGAGCUCAAAUCGGCCGCAUGUACUGACCACCUGCGCAUCACACACACACACACACACACACACACACACACACACACACACACACACACCUCACUUCAGUGUGUUUCUGAUGUUUAUUAGGAUUUAAAUUAUUUUAACUGAUUGUUUAUUGUAUUUUCUAAUAAUCAUCAAAUUUACUGUUUCAUGUCAAUCUUUAGGUUCUGUUGAUUUUUCACUUUUAUGUAAUGAUGUAAUAAACCUGUGCUCGUUAUACUCUCAGCUUCUGACCUAAAAUAAUCAGGAUAGAAUUAAAAAUUAGAUGUUCAAAACAUUUCGGGAUUAAAUAUUUACUGUAAAUUUACUUUGUGCCAAAAAAUAAAACAGAUCUUUAAAUCAAAA
Messenger RNA from Pangasianodon hypophthalmus (striped catfish), 1286 nucleotides. RefSeq lists its product as uncharacterized. NCBI's taxonomy places the organism in Eukaryota, Metazoa, Chordata, Actinopteri, Siluriformes, Pangasiidae. The transcript has 9 exons. The coding region runs from base 110 to 934 and encodes 274 amino acids. The record is from RefSeq and is a predicted model, not a curated record.